UGAUUGCUUUUAUCCUUCUGUGGGAAUUGAAUGGCAAAGUAUCAUUAAUGUCCCUGGAUAUUGAUGGCGGAAGAUUAGUCCGUUACCUGAAAUCUGGUGGUCUUCUGAUCGGCAGGACAAUAGCAGUGCUUCUGACCAUGACACUGGCAACAUCCAUGGCAGCUAGGGAGGGCCCCGUACCAAUGGCUGGUUAUCAAAUUUGUGUACAACUCUGGUUGACAGUAUCUUUGCUUACUGAUGCACUAGCACUGGCCGGUCAGGCUCUACUUGCCACUGGUUACUCUCAAGGAAAUUAUCAAGGAGCACGCCAAGUGGUUUACAGACUUAUACAGGAAUAGGUUUGGCUGUUAUUUUAUUCCUUGGAUUUGGAGCAUUUUCUCGUUUAUUCAGCACAGAUUCAGAAGUUCUGGAUAUUGCCUGGUCCGGUAUUUUG
Molecule: messenger RNA, 433 nt
Organism: Pistacia vera
Lineage: Eukaryota; Viridiplantae; Streptophyta; Magnoliopsida; Sapindales; Anacardiaceae
Product: protein DETOXIFICATION 44, chloroplastic-like
Exons: 4
Coding region: 48-338 (96 amino acids)
Source: RefSeq, a predicted model, not a curated record